Bombyx mandarina (wild silkworm) is the source of this 2733-nucleotide messenger RNA. RefSeq names its product monocarboxylate transporter 10-like protein kar (gene kar). Gene Ontology annotation, biological process: transmembrane transport. Gene Ontology annotation, molecular function: transmembrane transporter activity. The record is from RefSeq and is a predicted model, not a curated record. NCBI's taxonomy places the organism in Eukaryota, Metazoa, Arthropoda, Insecta, Lepidoptera, Bombycidae.
UAGGGGAGCAUAUUUUAUAUAGGCUUAACGAUCAUAUUUAUAUUAUCCAAUAAUAAAACACUUUUUACUUUUUAUUUAAUUCUGAUGUAAUUUGUUCAAAAGUAGUUUUUUCUUAUAUUUUACAUGUUAAUGGCACUGUAGUUUUUAAAUGUAAUGCACGGUAAUUUGAGUUUGAAACACGGUAUUUUUUAUUUAGCAGCACGGUAGUUUGUAUAUUGGAUCUGGUAGCACUGGUGUGAACUGUGAAUGUAACGUGGACUUCAUUAAAAACCGAUAUUCUUAAUUAAAAACCGGUGUUUAUUGGUAUCUCUAAAAACCGGUUUUUCUUUGGACCGGCUUACAUCCCUACUAGACAGACAGCAAGCAUGGAUUUGAUUAGUUUGAUCUUGUUUAUUUGUUACAGAAUUUUAAUUUAAAAAUAAAAAUCUAUGUACAGAUAUUAGUGGAAUUAAAGAGAUAUUCGUUUAUGUGUGUUAUCGUAAAUUUAUAUACAAAAUAGGGUUUAUUUUUAUUAAAAAUUUUAGGAAAUGUUCAUGAAUUAGUGAUAUCUAUUUACAAUCGUAUUAACUGAAAUUAUUUUAUGAAAAUGAACCUCGACCCAAAAGAAAAUUCAGACCUACUUCAAGAAAGGAGCAAGGUAGAUACUAACGGUAAUGCUAAUCAGGAAGAAGUCCGAGAGCCUCCUGAUGGUGGUUUCCGAGCUUACGCGGUUGUUCUCGCAUCAUUUUUUACCAACGGACUGCUUUUUGGGGUAAUAAAUUCCUGCAGUGUUGUAUAUCCCGUUCUCGAGAUAAUAUUAAAAGAACAGGGAGCCACAAAUGAAGAGAGCCGUGCUGCUCUGGUUGGUGCCUUGACUAUGGGUAUGACGUUUUUGUUGUCGCCUUUGUCUGGAGUGCUGACAGGAAUAGUGGGAAUACGCUUGACGGCUGUAUUAGGCGGAACCAUCGCCGCACUUUGUUUAAUUGUAUCUUCGUUCGUUGUUGACAACAUCAAUGCUCUCUAUUUUACAUAUAGUAUUAUGUAUGGUCUGGGAGCAUCUUUUGCUUAUACCCCGUCUCUAGCAAUAUUGGGACACUAUUUCAAAAAACACUUGGGCUUAGUUAACGGUCUUGUAACAGUAGGAAGCUCUGUUUUCACUGCGUUCAUACCUUCCCUCAUGGAGUAUAUGCUGAAUAAUUACGGUUUGCACUGGUUGUUUCGGUUCUUAGGUCUUUUGACAUUCGGCGUUGCUCUUUGCGGCUUGCUGUUUAAGCCCUUAAUGAAUAUUCCAAAACCUUCGAGAAGAGAUGGAAAUCUCAAAUCCUUUUUAACGAAAAUAAUCAAUAUACAAAUUUGGAAAAACAGAAAGUAUAGAUUUUGGGCAUUAUCGAUGCCUGUAGCUUUGUUUGGCUAUUUUGUGAGUUACGUUCACAUUAAAAAGUUUAUGAAUAAUAAUUUUCCCGGUGCUAAUUACAAUGUGCCUUUACAGUGCAUAGCGAUAACAUCUGGUAUGGGUAGAUUAUUGUUUGGAGUUUUAGCUGAUAAACCAGGUAUAAACAAAAUUUUGUUGCAACAAAUUUCUUUUUAUGUAAUAGGAAUUCUGACAAUAGCUUUGCCAUUUGUUAGAUCUUUCUCCAUGGUAGUGGUCAUUUCACUUGGAAUGGGUAUAUUUGAUGGAGCGUUCAUCGCCCUCAUAGGGCCAAUCGCUAUUCAGUUAUGUGGUAGAGCAUACGCAGCUCAAGCAAUAGGUUGCAUGUUAGGGAUGUCUGCAAUGCCACUUUCCGCGGGUCCACCGAUCGCUGCUUAUAUACAUCGAUUAAGUGGAUCUUAUACGUUACCUUUCGUUUUGGCGGGAAUAUCGCCUAUUGUUGGGGCAACUUUAAUGUUUUCCGUACAUUUCCAACGGCAAAAUGGAGAGACUGAAAUUGUUACUAAUGGCCACGCUCCUUCAGAUGUUGAAAAAUCGAUACCGCUGCUAGUUUCAAAUGGGAAUGCUAAACAACAGACAGCUUUAUAACAACUAGAGUACAUUUGCGGCCGUUGUUUUAUGAGCAAGAAAUUUCUGUUUUAUACCACAUUUUUCAUGUAUGCAAUUUACCUUGUAAGUAACAUGAAACUGUUCAUUUACUUGGCAUUAUGGGUGUAAUUUAUUCCGUACAUGUCUAUUUCUGCAUUUAAAUGCAUUGUUUUUAGUUACCAUUUAAAGUUCCUAGUUUAUUAUGUUUAGUUUUAUUUAUAUAGUUUUUAAUUAUAUUUUUAAUACCGUGUUACCAUGUUAUUAUUUUGAAAAAUUAAAUAUUUUCAAUGGAUAUAUUGCAAACUGAAAUUUUAUUUGAAUAAGUAUAUUAAGUGUUGAAACGAGACGCUGUAAUAAAUUUAUUUCGGACAGUACCACAAUUGUACCUACAGUAAAACAGUUCAAACUAGAGUUAAAAUAUUUUAGAUUGUUUUUUUAAUAGUGACUUCUUUCGGAUUUUCUCCACAAUGUUGGUUAUUACGGAUUAGGGUCUAUAAUUAUAAUAAUAUUCUCAUAGUGCAUAAUGUGUAUACAGGUUACCCUCCUAUAAAGCGGUAGAUACGUUCCUACAAAAUCCUGUGUUGUGCGAAGCCGUCUUAUAUGAGAUUAGAAGCCAGCACAAAAAAGAGAGUAAUUUUUCUGAAUGAAACAUCAUAUAAAUCAUCAUGUAAAUUUUCGGAUAUUCCCAUAUAUUGUGUGUUCAUAGUGCUUAAUGUAAUUUUUUAAAUAAUUUUAAA